Corylus avellana is the source of this 896-nucleotide messenger RNA. Lineage: Eukaryota; Viridiplantae; Streptophyta; Magnoliopsida; Fagales; Betulaceae. The record is from RefSeq and is a predicted model, not a curated record.
UUACUCUGUUAAAUAACCUUUGAGGCCGUGGACUGUAUCAUUCUCAAACUUUCACCGGCUUUGCGCAUCGAUCUCUCGGGUUCGUUUGUGGAAUUGAAAAUGUCUCAGGCAGCUGUGGAGGUUCCACCUAAGGGUGGAUUCAGCUUCGAUUUGUGUAGACGCAAUGAUAUGCUUUCUAAGAAAGGCGUUCCGCUACCGUCUUUUCGCAAGACCGGAACAACUAUAGUCGGUCUAAUUUUUCAGGAUGGUGUUAUUCUAGGGGCAGACACAAGAGCCACCGAAGGGCCAAUAGUUUGUGAUAAGAACUGUGAGAAAAUUCAUUACAUGGCACCUAAUAUUUAUUGCUGUGGAGCAGGAACUGCUGCUGAUACAGAGGCUGUAACAGAGAUGGUCAAUUCACAACUGCAGCUGCAUCGCUAUCACACUGGUGGUCGAGAAUCAAGGGUUGUCACAGCUCUUACACUUUUGAAAUCUCACCUUUUCAACUACCAAGGUCACGUUCAAGCUGCUUUGGUGCUUGGUGGAGUUGAUGUUACUGGUCCACAUUUGCACACUAUCUACCCUCAUGGAUCAACAGACAGUUUGCCAUUUGCCACAAUGGGUUCUGGUUCCCUUGCUGCAAUGGCUGUUUUUGAAUCGAAGUACCAUGAAGGGCUGACAAGGGAAGAAGGAAUAAAUUUGGUGUGUGAGGCAAUUUGCUCUGGUAUUUUCAAUGACUUGGGAAGUGGAAGCAAUGUAGAUAUUUGUGUAAUAACUAAGGGGCACAAGGAGUACUUGAGAAACCACCACAUGCCAAAUCCUCGAACCUAUUUCCAUUCCCAAGGAUUUUCAUUUCCCAAGAAGAUAGGUUAAUAGUUCUAUCCUAACCGUUGCUGCCUAUCAUUUGCCUUGUAGAA